Molecule: messenger RNA, 1528 nt
Organism: Cyprinodon tularosa
Lineage: Eukaryota; Metazoa; Chordata; Actinopteri; Cyprinodontiformes; Cyprinodontidae
Gene: dhrs7b
Product: dehydrogenase/reductase (SDR family) member 7B
Exons: 7
Coding region: 116-1051 (311 amino acids)
Cellular component (GO): membrane
Molecular function (GO): oxidoreductase activity
Source: RefSeq, a predicted model, not a curated record
GCUCGUGUAGAAACAUUCUUCUCAAACAGGAAGUGCUUCGUUUCAGUGAAACCCAUGUUUCUCUGCACUGUUCGAAAUUAUUCAGAUAUUUUGUGAGGAGCAGAAAGAGUCCGCCAUGGAGCGCAUCAUGGGUGGAGGAAUGCUUCCCUUGGUUUUAACGAGUGUGGGCGUCUUACUGCUUUACCGCAUACUAGUCCGACUCAGACGGGGGGCUUCAGUUCAUGGUGCAGUGGUGGUCAUCACAGGAGCCAGUUCUGGGCUUGGAAAAGAGUGUGCACGAGUCUUCCACGCUGCAGGAGCUCGGCUUGUGUUAUGUGGAAGAGAUGCAGCUCGCCUGCAGGAGGUGGUACAGGAGCUCAGUGUAAGCCCAGCAGAUGGUCAGAGCCAGACCUUUGCUCCCCGAACUGUUGUUUUCAACCUGGCCAAAGCGGACUGCGUGGAAAAAGCUGCACAAGAGAUCCUAAAAUGUUAUGGACAUGUUGAUGUCCUCAUCAAUAACGCAGGAAUCAGUUAUCGUGGCAACAUUCUGGACACCAACAUGUCUGUUCAAAGAGAUGUGAUGGAGACCAAUUACUUUGGCCCCAUCGCUCUCACUCAAGCUCUCCUGCCCUCAAUGGUUCAGAGACGCAGCGGUCACAUUGUUGUCAUCAGCAGCGUCCAGGGAAAGAUAGCCAUUCCUUACAGAUCUGCUUAUGCAGCAUCUAAACAUGCCACUCAGGCCUAUUUUGACUGCCUGCGGGCAGAAAUCGAGCACCUUGGGAUCCCGGUGACGGUAAUCAGCCCUGGGUACAUCCGGACCAACCUGUCACUCAAUGCUGUCACUGGAGAUGGCUCCAAAUAUGGAGUUCUGGAUAAAACCACAGCGUCAGGUUGGGACCCCAGGGAUGUUGCCGGCGCGGUUCUGAAGGCCAUCCGUCAGAAAAGCAGAGACGUAGUCCUGGCCGGACCUGUGCCCACCGUGGCCAUCUACCUCCGCACACUGUGGCCCGCUCUCUUCUUUAAACUCAUGGCGUCUCGGGCUCGCAAAGAACAGAGACGUAAAGAAGAGUGAAACCGCAGCAGCAGAACGGAGACUGUGUUGGAGUAAGUCAGACCCGACCAGGACACUGGAUGGAUUUGAAAUGUGGACACACUGAGCUCUGUGGUAACGCUGGACCCAGUUCUGGGAGAAAGCAGCAUGUUAUUAAAUAAUGUGUGACUCCUGUUAAAAUGUUCUGGGUCUGACUAGUUGAGCAAGUCUGUUGUUUAGUUUUGUGAAAAAUAUUAAUUUUAAGAGCAAGGUCCUACUUGGUGUUUUUGCAACAGUCGCUCCAUAUUCCACACCUUUCAUAUUCACGGUAUCACUACUCCCCCCUCAUCCGGCGGAUUGCUGUUGACUGACCAAGUUGUAUUGCUUAAGAAACAGCAAGGAGAUAUUAAAAACUUUGUGUUUUCAAACUAGAAAGCAUUUUCAAUGGAGUCAUUUUGACUGCCUUUCUAAAAUGAUAUAAAAUGUUUAUUCUACCAAAUAAAAUACAGAUACUAAUAA